Messenger RNA from Prorocentrum cordatum, 784 nucleotides. NCBI's taxonomy places the organism in Eukaryota, Dinophyceae, Prorocentrales, Prorocentraceae. The record is from the annotation of a GenBank genome assembly.
GGCCUCUUGCGAGACCUGCUCACGGGAAAGAUCAGGCUGCAGUCUGUGCCGAACAGCGACGUGGCCGCGGCGCAGAACGACGUGAAGAGGCUCUCGCUGCCGCAGCUGCUGAAGCUGCGGGUGCUGCACCUCGACUUCGUCCCCAGCGGCUGCGGCGCGGACACCGUGCACUCCGUGGGCGGCACGCAGGAGGCCUUCCUGGCGCUCCUCGACGGCCUCCUGUUCCAGCAGCUCGGCAGGAGGGCCGCCGGGGCCCUCCUGGGAGGCGCCGCCGCGCCCGGCGACGACCCAGAGGAGGCCUGGCACCGCCUCGGGCGCGAGGCGGUGCUGCUCCGCGCCGCGGCCUCGGCCGUGACCGCCUCGCGGUGGUGGUGCUGGUGCCCAGGACAGCCGAAGGGCCUACUUCGACGCCGCGGCCUUCGCCUGCUCCGCGUCCUUCCCGGACGCGGGCGCGCUCGAGGUCACCGACCUGUCCAAACCCGACAAGCACGACCCGUCGGGCCGGCUGCGCUGGAUGGACUGGCGCAUCUCUCUCGUCGCCGACGAGGCGUCGGUGGCCCCGGGGCCCUGCAGUGGUGCUCGCCCGCAGGCAAGGAAGGACGGACCAGAAAACGAAGGAGGCUCUGGAAGCACUUCGGCAGGAUCUCGAGGCCAGCAUGGACGAGUCGACGGACAGACGCCGCCGCGGAGCCGCAGGUCGGGGCCCGCGGGGGCCCGCACGGCGGCGGCGGGCCCCGGGCCGAGGCAGACGGGGCCGGCUCGGAGGCCCCGUCCGGGGCGGCCG